Meloidogyne enterolobii is the source of this 846-nucleotide messenger RNA. Lineage: Eukaryota; Metazoa; Nematoda; Chromadorea; Rhabditida; Meloidogynidae. The record is from the annotation of a GenBank genome assembly.
AUGCCACCAGUUAAAGAUAUAAAUGGAAUUAAUGACGGAAAGCCAACUGCAAAUAUGUUCGAAAAGGACUCUCGUAGUGACGCGCCUAUUCCUGAAAUGCCAACAACUGAAGGAAUUGAGUAUCCUCGAGCAGCGUCUUGGAGUUCUUCAACAGUUGCCGAAAUUAUGAGAGAUCAGAUUGGUCGUCAAGUUUUUCGUUGUUUUUUACACGAAUCCCUUGCAGAAGAAAAUUUGCUUUUUGUUGAAGAAGUUGAAAAAAUGAAGAGAGAAAAACAACCAGAAAAAAUUCGUCAAGGAAUAAAAAUGUUAUUGGAUAAAUAUGGACAAUAUAUUAAUUUAAGCAGUGUUGCUAUGAGUGAAAUAUACAAAUUACUCGAAAACGAUCAGUUUCCACGCUUUCGACGUUCAAAAUUGUACCUUGAAUUUCUUGAACAAUUAUUGCCUCGUUCAUAUGCUGAACGUUGGAUGACUUCAUUUGAUGCUCUUUUAGGCAAUCAAGUUGGUAGACAUCACUUUCGACAAUUUCUUUUUAAUGUUCACGCUGAAGAAAAUUUGCGUUUUUGGGAAUCUGUGAUUGAAUUUCGACAAUUAAAAAAUAAAUCCAUCGCCAUGUUAAAUAUGAGCAGAACAAUUCAACAACAAUUUCUCCGUGAAGGAGCUCACAAUGAGGUUUUUUUGCCAUUUGGUUUACGCCAACGUGUUGAGAAGAAAAUACGGGAGAAAAAUGUUGAUGACACAGUUUUUGAUGAAGCUGUUAAACACGUUGAGCAAAUUCUUAAAAAUGAUCCUUAUGUUAGAUUUAUUAAUUCAAAGGAAUAUAAUGAUCUUUUGGCAAAAUUACACUAA